This is a messenger RNA of Spodoptera exigua (beet armyworm), 231 nucleotides long. The record is from the annotation of a GenBank genome assembly. Lineage: Eukaryota; Metazoa; Arthropoda; Insecta; Lepidoptera; Noctuidae.
AUGGCGACUUUCGUUUCUCUUUUCGGUUCGUCCCGCGCCCACACUGCUGACACCGGCCUAACAGCGACAGCUGCUCCUCGAUUCAAGACGCACUUAAAGUCGGCAAACGAGCAGACGUAUUACCUGAUGGUACGGCGUACUGCGCUAAAGAAACUUCUGCUAAAGGAUUUCAUGGAAGAGGAUUGUGAACUGAGGAAUAUUGGACUCGCCUACGCUCCUUCGGAUCCUUGA